AUGCGCCCCGCCCCCGAGGGGUCCGACGGCACACCGGCAAAGAUCACACCGGCAAAGAUCUUCGCGUCGCCGAUGCAUGGCAGGAAAUGCAAGGAAUUAAGCUACAUCACCUCGUCGAAGGCAGCGUCGCUAGCACUGGGCACAACCCCGCGGCCGACCGACCCGAACACUGAGAUGCUCCAGGAGGCGCUGACGUCAACGCGUCGUGUGCUCUACCCUCGUAACUCUCCGCAAGCAACACUGCACGUGCUUUUUGAUGGAGUCAAGAAUGGUACAGCCGAGGCCGUCGCUGCUGCGUACCGCGCCAAGCGAUCAUGGGCCGACAUACACGUCCCUGCCACCUUUGGCGGGAGCGUCGUUCAUAGCGAGUCGUGGCUGCACAAGCGCGGUCUGCUGGCUUUCUUCCUCAACCACCAGGCGCAUGCUCGGCGGGCGACGCCGCUGCUCUUCGUGCUCGAGGAGGACUCAGGGGUGAUGGCGCCGAUCAGCGUUAGCAUCGUGCACCGCGCAUUGCUUGUGUGGGCAAGGCCACAUGCUCCCCAGCCGCCGUGUGCGUCCGCCGCCUUGCAAGCUCAGCAGCAGCGCGUCGAGCAUGUGCGGCUGAACUGGUACGACGACUGCGUCGUGCCGCGCGGGAGUAACGACACGUUCAUGACACGAGCUGUGCCCGGCAACAGCGUACAGCGUAUGCACGUGUUCGACUACCCGUGCACGCGGCACAGAUGCAGCUCGCUCCUCCACCGCACCUUUUUCUGGUCCGAUCGGCCGCACUGGGCCACGUGGGGGCACUACUUGCGCGUGCUCGCUCGCACCGCGCACAGCGGCAAGGGCACACUCGAGACGCUACUCGAGCGAGAAUCGGGUGGGUUCGCUGCCUCUUCACCAGGGGCGGAGUGUCGCAGCUCCGGCUGCUGGGUGUACGGUGCGAGGGGAGAGAUGCGGCGUGACCUGCACCUGUCCACGAGCCGCUCGUAUAAUCGAGACGUAUGA
Emiliania huxleyi CCMP1516 is the source of this 990-nucleotide messenger RNA. RefSeq lists its product as hypothetical. The transcript is spliced from 2 exons. The record is from RefSeq and is a predicted model, not a curated record. The coding region runs from base 1 to 990 and encodes 329 amino acids. NCBI's taxonomy places the organism in Eukaryota, Haptophyta, Isochrysidales, Noelaerhabdaceae.